Messenger RNA from Ostrea edulis (European flat oyster), 5684 nucleotides. RefSeq lists its product as uncharacterized. Gene Ontology annotation, molecular function: neurotransmitter receptor activity; G protein-coupled serotonin receptor activity. The transcript has a single exon. Bases 2681 to 4366 code for a protein of 561 amino acids. Gene Ontology annotation, cellular component: dendrite. Lineage: Eukaryota; Metazoa; Mollusca; Bivalvia; Ostreida; Ostreidae. The record is from RefSeq and is a predicted model, not a curated record. Gene Ontology annotation, biological process: G protein-coupled receptor signaling pathway, coupled to cyclic nucleotide second messenger; chemical synaptic transmission.
CAAGAGGUCAAGAGAUGAUCAGAUUAAACAAUCAGCUAUAUUGGAGCCCUCUCUGAUGUCGAGAGAGGACUGGAUGACCUCCUCAGGCUAUGGAAAUGACUAGUGAAGACUCAUUUUGGUAAAAUAAAAGUGAUCUUGAUCAUAAAGAUUAUACAGACAAAACCUGCCAUCAGAAUAUAUAUAUCCUCAGAGACAGAGAUACAAUUAACGAAGAGCCGUAAGUUACCACUGUACCACAGUGACACAUACACCAAACCUGAAGUAACAUAUAUUCUUGGCACACUGAUUUUGACUAUGGAUAACUCCAUUUACCUGAACAGUCUUUCACAAAUUAUAUGGUCAUUAUAACGACCUAGUCUGCCAAUACAACUUACAUGUAUCAUUGGGUCAAAUGCUGUCUGACGUGUUUCAUACCGAUUGUUGGGCCGUUUUUGGCACACUGAUUUUGACUACGGAUAACUCUGUUUACCUAGCUGAUCAAGAUAUAGGGCUUACCGCGGGUGUGACUGGUCGACAGGGGAUGCUUACUCCUCCUAGUCACCUCAUCCCACCUCUGGUAUAUCCAGGGGUCCGUGCUUGCCCAACUCUCUAUUUUGUAUUGCUUAUAGGAGUUAUGAGAUUGGUCACUGUUCAUUAUAUUCACCUUUCAUACAUAAAUCACAGUGACACGUACACAGAACCAGUGACAAGUACACAGAACCAGUGACACGUACACAGAAUCAGUGACAUGUACACAGAACCACAGUGACACAUACACCAAACUACAGUGACAUGUACAAUAAAACUAUGAUUGGCUGUGUACAAAAACAAAAAGUUUGCAUGCACCUACAAAAAUCACAGGAGUUUUGUUAUCAUACAGAGUUGUAAAUUGUGAUUAGUUCAAUGGAACAGAUGAUCCUUCUGAAAUACUUCUACAGAUAUUACUGUGAGCAAAACAAUUAGCAUCACAUUUGUAUAGAUAUUUUAAAACUUGUACAGAUAUUUUAGAACUAUAGCAUCACAUUUCUAUAUACAGAUAUUUUAGAACUAGCAUCGUAUUUCUAGAUAUUACUGUCGGAGCAGAACAAGCAUCGUAUUUCUACAGAUAGUACUGAUAUUAAUGCCUGCUGGUACUUGAACAUUGGAAAUCUUUAGCUCAGUGAUCAAACAAAUUUUACCAGCUAGUCUAGACAAAAUCAGAACUAUAUACAAAAAGUUCCUUGGGCAGUGUAAAAUCUGUUUACCAGUAAGUGCAUCUAGCUAAAUCAAUUUACUUACAAUACAAUAUUGAUCAAAAGUAACAGCGGAAGAAAAUAUCGUAACGAAAUCAUUGCUGUGAAUAUUUCUAAAAGACAUUUUCAGUAUCAGACUGAACAGAGGGAAAUAAUAACAAUUCCUGUACGAUAGAGACUUUGAUAUUUAAGUCUAUGGUUGGAUAUUUAACACUAUAAUCAUUUCCCUUUUUUGUGCAUCAACUUGAUUGGAUAUGAUAUUGUUACAUUUACGUAUAAACACCAGUGUUUUACCUUGAGGGAAAGUUUUAAUCACGAUCACGCUAUCUGAGUUUUUACCGUGGCUGAUUUUUAUCACAUAUAAAGAAUUUUGAAUCAGGGAUUUUAAAACAGCUGCUUGUAGGACUGAAUAAAUCAAUGGGAUUCCACUUCAUUAACGGGAUUAACCAUCCUAAGGAAGACUACCAAGUGAAAAUUCAAUCUUAACGGAGAUAGCGUGGAUAGUGUAUGGCUUCAUUAUCAAGUUUAAAUCUCUCCUGGAUCAAUGAAAUUUUAAUGCAGGCUUGUUGUGUCACAGUACACACUAUGAAACAUAGAUUCUUCUCUGAAGUGUCAAUGUUAAUGACUAUAUUGUGGAACUCACAGGAAUCUCCAGAUUUAGGCUUGUUGAAAUGAUCUCCAAUGGGCAAUUUACUGAAACUUGAGAAUUUAAACAUGCUACAAUCAACUCAUCUACUACAGAUAUUUAAGAUGUGUGAUGCGAUUUCACCAAUGUACUAUACUAAGUUAUAGUAACCGCGGCUACAGAAAGCAUAUAUCCCAUGGUGCUCUCUUCUUAUAAGAAUCAAUACAAAGAAUUAUUGUAUAUAACUCCUCACCAAGCAUCAACGACACACUGAAGAUGUAGGAAGUGAAUCGGAUAAGCUUCAAAUUCCUGGAUUUACUGAACAGUAACAUAUUUCUUGGGGAUAGAAACGGAAGUGGAAUUUGAAAAGAAGAGCGAUCACAGAUCUGCAUCCCAGAGACUGGAAUUGAGUUUGUGAUCUCGCAUUAAAAGGAAUUUUCUGGACAACUCAAUCAUAAAAAGAAAAGGUCUGAUUCUUUUUGCAUCUGAAAAUUCUCCUUUUCUGAGCUGAUGUCUUUAGGAACGGAUGUUGCUUAAGUGGUUGUAUGUACGCCAGUUAAGUUUGCUUCACUGUGCAGGAACUUUGAUUUAUACAGAAGAACAGGCAAGGACAGCUCGCUGUCUGUGACAAAGAUUUAAAGUAGAAGAGCAAUUCUCUCAAGCCUGAGUCAGAUUUGAUCCCCAGCUCUCUGUGCUGUGACCAAUAUAGUGAACUCUCAUUGAUUUACAAUUGGAGCAUUUUAAAUGCUGGAAGUCUUCAAAAUUUUACAAAUCUUAUUCUAGAUUAUUUGAACAACCAUUAAAUGAAACUUCACAUGAUAACUGAUGUAAUACACAAAGUUUGAUGUCAUACACAAUGGAAGGAUUUAACAAUGAAACUGUGAAUUUGAAUGUAACGAAGUCUGAAACAGAUGUCAUGAAAUUGGAAUUGAGUUUCGCAAUACUGUCUGUAAGUGCUUUAAGUUUGUCUGCACUACUUGGAACAAGUGGCAACCUAUUUGUUAUCAUUACAAUGUGCAGGAAAAGGCUCUUCAGAAAGGUUCGUUAUGCCCUCCUUCUUCUAUUGAUGUUCGCGUCUCUCCUGACAGACAUCGUGUACUGUCCUGUCGAGUUAGCUAGGAUAGCUCUUUAUUUGAAUUCUAACAACUCAUGGAUGAAACUGAAAUAUGUUUCCUCCAGUAUAUAUCUACUUGUGUUCUCUGCCGUUUCGUGUGUUUUGCUUUUCAUUAGUUUGAAGAACCUCUGUAUCGUAACGGAGAAAUUCACGCGCGCCUACAGGUUUGCGUUGUGUGCGUUCUGUGUGAUUACGACAAUGCUUGUGAUUUUCUGUCCUGCUGUAGGAUAUGGCAUGCUUUCCAAACUGGAGGAGGAGGAGUACAAUUCUUCCACUCCCUUCCAUAUUCUGAAUGCAAAACCUUUCCUCUUUAGGAUCACCUACUUCAGCUUGUGGAUCAUGAUCAUCCUCUUUGUUUUAGCAGGGAUGAUUUCCUUCAUUGUGGUCACACACCGAGCAAAGCGAUCUGAGCUGGAUGUGUCAUCUGAGUAUUCACAGCCUCACAACCCAAACAAAUCCACCAUUCCUAAGGUGCUUGUCAAACACUUGGAGAAUUCUCUUCAUUCUGAUGAGGAGGAGGAGGAUGAGGAAGAUGAAGACGAGGACAGAUCUGCGAAUCAGCUUCUUGAUUCUUACUCUGGAAAGGAGGACAACACGUCCACACUCGGAGAUCUACCUUCUCCACCUCGUCCAAAGGGCAAUCACUUAGGUGUCAAUAUGGCUGCAUACCUUGGCAGACGGAGGCACACCAUAGGGCAAAUUGGAACUACUGGGCUGGAAACUUUAGAAAAAGCCAAGCAGUAUAACUAUGUUCGUAAAUUUUCUGUAGAUAUUCAGGCACUACAAGCGCAACUUGAAAAUCCAAAGAGGCAUGCAUCAGGCCUUCCAUUUUCAUCCGACACAGAAAUUCAGAAAUCCCUGCAGAAAUCUAAUGCCAAAGAAGACAUGUUAAAGAGAAUUAAACUUGCCCAGCAGUCUCCCUUGGUACAAAACAACAGAACUACUGAAAGUGUGAAAGAAACAGAUGCUGAUUCCCAAACAAGCAGAAAUAGUGUGAAGAAUUCAAAUGAAAUGUUGCAUGAAUUACCUCCCCUUUUGACGAUAUCGGAUACAACAGCCGAUGAGUUUCGCGAGAGAGCUCAUGAGAGAGACCCCUCAUCGAGUUUUAUCAAGCUCUCCUGCUCUCUCGUGCUAACAUUUCUGUGUUGUGCGCUGCCUAUGUUUAUAAUCGAGACUCUCAAAGAAUUCAUUUCUGUGUCAGUCUACAUAAAUUUACUUACUUUCACUUUAGCAUUGUCAACAAUUCAAACCCUGAUCUUCCCCCUCAUUAUCUCAAUUCUCGACUUUCAUGUCUACAAAUGUUUUCAGAAAAUGCUCUCUACAAUCCACAUCAAGUGCUUUGGUUUGUGUUACCAAAGAGAGGCCGUACCAGCAACCAAUCAAGAGGAAGAAGAUAUUUCAAACACUCAAGUCUGAGGAUGUGUACAACUUCAUCUAUAAAGAUUGACUUUAAUUGCGAUUGAGACAUGUUAACAAAGCCGAACCAACAGACAACUAAUUUUAUAAUUAAUCUCACUACUAGACUUUUUCAAUCUAAUAGACAUGGAUAUCUCUACAAAUACCAAGAGGUUGAGGGAACAAUGCAGUAUCAGAUUUACAACAGUGUUGUCAGUGCACCGAAUCAGGAUGAUUAUAAUGGCGUGCUGAUUGAAGCAGUCAUCUUUCACAUAGAUUAGUUUUAGGCUUUGUGUUAUUGAAAACAUUCAUUUGAAUUCUCUACAAUUAGUGUGUUCUGAAACUGCAAAAAAAAAAAAAGAAGAAAAAAUCUGACUACGAUGGUGUCAUCCUCCUGACAGGUCUUCUGAUUUAUCAACAGUGUCGUUAUGGAGACAUAUUAGAUUGUAAUGUAUGGGGGAAAAAAUGUACACAGAUAUUUUCGCCACUGUUAUUUGCAUCUAAAGGUCCGGAGGAAAACAUUUCAUCCAGUUUUUAAUUUACUUUGUCCCAUUUUAAAUCUAAACAUUGUCAAAGCCAUUUAAUUCAGUGUGCUCUAAACGAACAAUGAUUCAAUUUUAAUUAGCCCAGUUUUUAAUUUGCCCACUUAGAAUGUGGAUGAACUAGGCAAAAAUAUAUAUUGAAGACGAAAGUUUCCCAGUGUACAGUAAAAUUAUUAUAAUAAUUUACCUCGUUUAGUGAAAAAUUGCAGUUUCAUUGAUGUACAAGUAAUUAUAACUUCUCAAUUAAAGACUCCCAACUCAUGAUAUUCAGGAAAAAAAUAUUGUUUUGACAAAGUGAUAAUCUGUCCAUAGUAAGCGUAGAUAGAUAAUAAAUAUAAAGCAAACAAAAUUUAUUGUAAAAUAAAACAGAACCAUUAAAGUUAGGUGUAGAUGGCUUAAAGGAUUAAAUUAUAAAUUUUAAUAAAUAUGAAAACUAAAGUCUGCUUAAUACAAUUUAUACAUACAUUUUGUAUAUCAUGAAGGCCUUUAAAAUGUUAAGAUAUAUUCAUUUCCCUUUUCAUCUGGCUUGGGAUAUAUGGGACAUGAUUUGAGCCAACAAACUCUUAAAUUCUCAUGAUUGUCUCAAACCACUAGUACUGUCCAUGCAGGCUUGGAUUUUGCAAAGAAAUCUCAAACUUAAGUUGAGUUUUCAAUUGAGCAUAAAAAUGCUUGUGAAUAAAAACAGUACGAAAAUGGAGUGCACCGACUUCUUUAUCAUGCAGCAGUUAUUGUUAAGUUGAUCUGCUAAAAUCGUUGUCAUGGUUACAUUUCCUAUAAAAUAAACUACUACAAGACUA